UGAGACUCAGAUUUAAGGAGGGUUCUAUAAUUUUCCUCUGCAAUUCUCACAUUUGAUUCCGUAACGCUCCGAAAUUCAGAAGCAAUAACAAAAAAUGGGUUCCAUCGCAAAGGAUCCACGAGAGGACGUCAUUCAGGCAUGGUACAUGGAUGACAGCAAUGAGGACCAGAGGCUUCCUCAUCACCGUGAGCCAAAGGAAUUUGUGUCUCUUGACAAACUUGCUGAGCUUGGAGUGCUCAGCUGGAGACUUGAUGCUGACAAUUAUGAGACAGACGAGGAGUUGAAGAAAAUUCGGGAAGCUCGUGGCUAUUCUUACAUGGAUUUCUGUGAGGUUUGCCCUGAGAAACUACCGAAUUACGAGGAGAAAAUCAAGAACUUUUUUGAAGAACACCUGCACACCGAUGAAGAGAUCCGUUACUGUGUUGCAGGAAGUGGUUAUUUUGAUCUCCGGGAUAGGAAAGAUGCCUGGAUUCGUGUCUGGGUAAAGAAAGGUGGAAUGAUUGUUCUGCCUGCUGGAAUUUAUCACCGCUUCACACUUGAUUCAGACAAUUACAUUAAGGCAAUGCGCCUCUUUGUUGGUGACCCAAUUUGGACUCCAUACAAUCGCCCACAUGACCAUCUCCCUGCAAGGAAAGAAUAUAUUGAAUCAUUUGUCCAAGCAGAAGGCGCUGGCCGUGCAGUUAAUGCUGCUGCUUAAAUUUACUAGAGGCGAAGAAGUUGAAAUCCUUAUAGGCUGUAAUAAAUGUUACCAUAUGGUGGUUGUGUGAUUCCUGAAGUGUGCGCCUCGCUCAGCUUGUUGAAUGUUGUAAUUCGAGCACUAAAUAAAUCUCCUAUGAGGAAAUUGAACCUAAUAGUUAUAUACAAGUGGAGUCUAUGUUGUGAAUUUAAACACUUGUGCUUGUCGAGUGGUCCAAUAUUUCCUGUUUGUGGGCGUAAUUAGCUCUGCCAUUUUUGUUGUUGGAUGUCAAUGACAUAAACUCUUGAACUUGUUCUGUGUCCAACUU
Molecule: messenger RNA, 1004 nt
Organism: Nicotiana attenuata
Lineage: Eukaryota; Viridiplantae; Streptophyta; Magnoliopsida; Solanales; Solanaceae
Product: 1,2-dihydroxy-3-keto-5-methylthiopentene dioxygenase 2
Exons: 7
Coding region: 95-697 (200 amino acids)
Molecular function (GO): acireductone dioxygenase [iron(II)-requiring] activity
Source: RefSeq, a predicted model, not a curated record